AUGGAGAAGAGCUUGGAAAGUGCCAUGGAGCAUUUGAAAACAGCAGCUGUUGUAGUAUCAGGCCCCGGAGGAUCGGGGAAAACAGCUUUGAUAAAAAAGGUCAUCGAGAGCACAGAGUACGAGCUGAUCGAAAUAGAUGACAUAGAAGAGUACAAAGCACACAGAAUCAGCAAAUCAAUGAUAUAUCUGCUUCGGGUCACUGAAGAGAUGCGCGUGAAAAAGUGCGAAUAUCGCGGAAUUAUUUUCGAAACAGACCAGCCAUACUUCCACAGAAAAAUAAAAAACUGUAAACACAUAAAAGUUCCCCUGGUUGCAAUACGCACUGUAAAAAAGCACUGUCCGUCUGCCACAGGCAAGACAAGCAUGCACCGCGUGGUGCAGACAGCAAAGCUACCAGAAGAAUCGCACAAAGUGCUUCUGGAGAACGGAAACAGCAACAUCUGCUUUUUCCAUGCAAUCGGGAAAAUACUCUACCACAAAACAAACGAAGUACCGAAAGAGGUUCUGCACAUCUUAGAAGAAAUUCCUUUCAAGACCCUCCUGUACAUCCACGAGAACAUACCCGCUUUUACUCCGAGCAUAGAGGCCCUGAGUAGCGUACUAGACAAAAUCUCGCUUGCUGCAACAAAUAUAAGCCUGGUGCACCAGGUUAUCUCUGAAAUAUGGAGACUAGAAAGGCACUCUCCAAAAUCCUUCUACAACAUCAGAACAUCACCCUACAACAUAGACAUGUACAAGAACCAAAAAACAGAGAUGUAG
This is a messenger RNA of Nematocida minor, 759 nucleotides long. RefSeq lists its product as uncharacterized. The record is from RefSeq and is a predicted model, not a curated record. Lineage: Eukaryota; Fungi; Microsporidia. The transcript has a single exon. Bases 1 to 759 code for a protein of 252 amino acids.